This is a messenger RNA of Hemibagrus wyckioides, 1619 nucleotides long. RefSeq names its product sialoadhesin-like. The record is from RefSeq and is a predicted model, not a curated record. Bases 73 to 909 code for a protein of 278 amino acids. NCBI's taxonomy places the organism in Eukaryota, Metazoa, Chordata, Actinopteri, Siluriformes, Bagridae. The transcript has 5 exons.
GGCCAAGUCAGUGAGGUCAGUGUGUAUAUUCAGAGCCAACACUGAGUGUGUGAAGUUGUUACUGAAGAAGAGAUGAAGACCCUGCACUUGGCUCUGAUUCUGCUCGUGCUGUCCGGUGUUCUCACUCAGGACAGAGAAUGGAGAGUGAAAUAUCCUGAUAAACCGAUCUGUGCUGUGAGAGGAUUCAGUGUCUCCAUUCCCUGUAGUUAUUCUUAUCCACAAAAUCAUCAGGUGGAACAAAAGCUUUGGUGCUCGAUGAACUCAAACACAGAUUUCUGUUAUAAACCACCGUAUGUUUAUAACAGCUCAUCAAACACCAAGUCAGACUUUGAGUUCACUGGAGACGACAAAUCAGACUGCACUUUGUUAAUCCACAAUGUACAGUUCAGUUAUUCUGGAGAGUACAGAUUCAGAUUUAUAACUAAUGUGGACAGAUGGACAGGUGAUCCUGGAGUGACUCUACAAGUUACAGAUUUAAAGGUGUCACUAAUCAGGCUCAGUGGAAACGGAACCCUUAAACAAGGAGACUCGUUAAAUCUGAGGUGUGAUGUGAACUGUACACACACUUCCUCACAGUUUGUGUGGUCUAAGAACAACCAGCCCUUAAAUACAUCAGGACCUGUUCUUCACUUUCCUGCUGUAACCGUGAGGGAUUCUGGGAAUUACACCUGCACUUGGAAAACCGGCGAGACGUCAGGAUCUGAAACCAUCAGCCUUCACGUCGAGGAUGAAAUGAUUUAUGGAGAAAUGUAUAAUUCAUGGCCCUUCUGGAUGGUUGUCAUGGUGACAGCUGGACUGAUUUUGGUUGUUGUGAUUUACAGCAGGAGACACGUCCACACUGAGCAGCUGAAGGAGGACGAUUCAGACAUCUACACCACAGUACAGUACAAUACAUUCACCAUGAACUGAUCUCACUUUCACACCUCACUUACUUCAUUCCACAGUUGAUAAUAUCCCUAUAACAGCACGUCCCACAAGUGUGUUAUUCCUCUUACACCACACUGAUGUCUUAAUUAUUCUCUAUUAAAGAUGGACUCGAUAUUGAAGAUGACGGAAAACGUAAAAUUUUAUAUUUUAAUUGUAAACAGGUUUAAAGCUCUGAUCCUGGAGACUCCUUAGAUAAAUGUUACUAAACGUUUCCUUACAAAAACCUUCACAAUGUCAACAAUUAUUUUUAGUCUGUUUAAUCUGAAUAUAAAUCUGAAUAUAAAGCUGUGAUGUGAAGCUGCACUAGUGUCAGAGCUGCUGUUAUAGAAAAUUAAUCAACACCUUCUGACCAAUCAGGAUCCAGAACUCGACAGUGCUGUGCUGAAAGUUGGUUCAGAAACAAGUGCUACUGAUACUGAGCUUCAGCUUUUUAUCACUUACCGCUUUUAUCACUUAUCACUUACUGCUUUUAAUAGUUUUUCCUGCUGUUUUGCUUCUUGUUGUAUAAAGUAACUUAUAGAUGAGUUAUUAAAUGAAUUUGUGAUGAUGCAUAAAUCAUGUAAGCUAUAUUUUUAACCGUAUCUGCAUCAUGUAACAUUUCCAAGUCAACAAUAAUUAACUGAAGUGAUGUUACUGAUUCUUCCAGAUUCAUAGUCAAAUAAAUAAAUAAGUUUUUAAAAAUUCUCAUGCGA